Molecule: messenger RNA, 1936 nt
Organism: Carya illinoinensis
Lineage: Eukaryota; Viridiplantae; Streptophyta; Magnoliopsida; Fagales; Juglandaceae
Exons: 7
Coding region: 251-1642 (463 amino acids)
Molecular function (GO): glycosyltransferase activity
Source: RefSeq, a predicted model, not a curated record
GUGGAUUUUAAACGAUACUAUUCAUAAAGUCGAUUGUCUCCAUUCUCCAUCGACUGUUGCGAAGCUUCAAAGUUCCCAACGCCAUUGUCGUUUGUCGAAAUCCUCAAUAAAACCCAAAGCCCUCUUUCAUCUUUACAUUUUACGAGUGCCAAUUCCGCAUAGCCAAAUGUGCAAAGAGAACCGCGCCGAGACCCGAAUCCAAACCCUAGAAUGCCGAAGAAGCUCGUAGUCCGAACCCCUACCCCUACAAAUGGCGAAGCACUCGAGCGGGUGGGUCGCUUUGCACAAGCGCUGGCUCCUUGCUCUCCUUCUACUGCUCUCCGUCUCCACGUUGAUCGCGUUCUUCAUCAGAUCCGCCUUCGACUCAUGCGAUCGCCACCCCGAAAUCGUGGAUAAGUGGGUUAACUCGGUUUCGGGGUCCGGGUCCAGGGCGAGUCCACUCAGUUUUAUGAAAUCCAAGCUCGUCCUUCUCGUCUCGCACGAGCUCUCUCUUUCUGGUGGACCAUUGUUGCUGAUGGAGCUUGCAUUCCUUUUAAGAAGUGUUGGUGCUGAGGUUUGUUGGAUUACAAUCCAAAAGCCUCCUGAAUCUGAUGAAGUUAUUUACAGUUUGGACCAUAAGAUGUUAGACCGAGGAGUGCAGGUCUUCUCUGCCAAAGGUCAGCAAGCUUUAGACACAGCCCUCAAAGCUGAUUUGGUUGUUUUGAACACAGCAGUUGCUGGGAAAUGGCUAGAUGCUGUUCUCAAGGAAAAUGUUCCUCGUGUUCUACCAAAAGUGUUGUGGUGGAUACAUGAAAUGCGUGGGCAUUACUUCAAAAUGGACUAUGUCAAGCACCUGCCUUUGGUUGCUGGUGCUAUGAUUGAUUCACAUGUAACGGCAGAAUACUGGAAGAGUAGGACUCAUGAGCGCUUGAGAAUUAAAAUGCCUGAUACCCAUGUUGUUCACCUUGGAAAUAGCAAGGAACUUAUGGAAGUUGCUGAAGACAGUGUAGCGAAAAGGGUUUUGCGUGAACAUGUCAGGGAGUCACUUGGAGUGCGAAAUGAAGAUUUACUAUUUGCUAUCAUAAACAGUGUUUCACGUGGAAAAGGCCAGGAUUUAUUUCUGCGUUCGUUCUAUGAAAGCUUGCAACUGAUUCAAGAGAAGAAGUUGAAGGUGCCAGCAAUGCAUGCAAUUAUUGUUGGAAGUGACAUGACUGCUCAGACCAAGUUUGAGUCAGAAUUACGCAACUUUGUAAUGCUGAAGAAAAUACAAGAUCGAGUUCACUUUGUAAAUAAAACUCUGACUGUAGCACCUUACCUAGCUGCAAUUGAUGUUCUCGUUCAGAAUUCCCAGGCCCGAGGAGAAUGCUUUGGUAGGAUAACAAUCGAAGCUAUGGCAUUUCAGCUGCCUGUACUGGGAACAGCGGCAGGCGGCACCACAGAGAUCGUAGUGAAUGAGACGACAGGUCUGCUGCAUCCUGUUGGAAAAGAAGGGAUUUCUCCCCUUGCCAAAAAUAUUGUGAAACUCGCCACUCAUGUUGAAAGAAGGCUCACAAUGGGGAAAAGAGGUUAUGAAAGGGUCAAAGAGAUGUUUUUAGAGCGGCACAUGGCGCAUAGAAUUGCUGCUGUUCUGAAGGAAGUGUUGCACAAGUCAAAGAGCAGCUAACUGGCUUAAGGCUUUCAAGGGCCAUAUCAUUUUAAACCAAAUUGGGAGUUUUGAGUUUUUCUGUAGUAAUAGCCAAACCUACUCCGGCUGCUGGCUAUGGUCCGUAUUCUUAGAAAGGUUUUAGAUUUGUGUACAGAUAAGAAAUUAAGCUUAGUAGCUUGUCACAGGGUUGCCAUCAAUAUACAGUGGAAAAUUUUUGUUGUUCCAAUAGUAUUGGCUUGACGAUGGUUUUUGGCAGAUAGAUCAAAAUUACAAACCUUCUUCUUCUUCAUAUAAAUGAGCCUUUUCAUUGUA